Molecule: messenger RNA, 4358 nt
Organism: Misgurnus anguillicaudatus (oriental weatherfish)
Lineage: Eukaryota; Metazoa; Chordata; Actinopteri; Cypriniformes; Cobitidae
Gene: gal3st4
Product: galactose-3-O-sulfotransferase 4
Biological process (GO): glycolipid biosynthetic process
Cellular component (GO): membrane
Molecular function (GO): galactosylceramide sulfotransferase activity
Source: RefSeq, a predicted model, not a curated record
GCAGCAGCGGCAGCAGCAGAAUGGUCCAUAAGCACCCGCCCACACUCACACACAAACCCCACAUACAUACCCCUCCAGAUAGGUACAAAGCGCUCUCUUUUCUCCCUCUAAACCAACUGCUGUCUCAAAGAAGCUCGAGGAAAGCGCAUGCAUGUCAAGCAAACGAGGUAUCUAACGCACUUUACGGCAUUUCGCAGUCGUUUAGUGGUCGGAAGCUGUGCGCAUUGAUGGAGCAGUUACAUUACACAGACGUCGUCGGGCAGAUUUGAAAAACAUCGGCCGGGGUGUCCGAGAUGCACGGUGGCUAUCGCGAAGCGCCCAUCUGUAGUGAUACCGGCCGGGUUUUAUCAUGGUUUUUAGACGGUCAGCUCGGAGAAUGCGGUGGCUGGGGUGCUAUAGACUGAGGCCGAUAUGGAAAGCAGUUCUGGUAUUUGCUGUCAUUGCUUUUGCGGGACAGCUUUUGGGAGUUAUCUUUAAUAAAAGUUGGGUGCAGCCAGAGAGGCCUCGAUCCCUCUUUGCUUUUCCCUCUGAGAAUUCCCAAGGGUCCUCUCUAGGAUCGUGUCAACCUCACACUCACAUCAUGUUUUUGAAGACUCACAAGACAGCCAGCAGCACUGUUCUCAACAUGCUCUACCGGUUUGGAGAGGAGCGGGGCCUAAAAUUUGCCCUGCCUGUUGGGUACCAAUUUGGCUACCCGCUUCCCUUCAUUGCCCAAAGGGUGAAAGGAUACAGAGGUCCUCACGUGGAAGAAUUUGACAUCAUAGGAAAUCAUAUGCGGUUCAACAAACCAGAGGUUGAAAAGGUCAUGCCAUCUGACACCUUCUAUUUUUCUAUCCUUCGAGAUCCUGUGGCUUUAGCCGAAUCCUCCUAUGCCUACUACAAAAAUGUUGCCCCUGCAUUCAGGCGUGCCAAAGGCCUUGGUGAUUUUGCAGAUAACCCCCAUAAAUACUAUGACCCCAGACUCCGAAACAACCAUUAUGCUCGCAACUUGCUGUGGUUUGACUUUGGUCUGGAUCAUAAUGCCAACUUCAGCAUACCGCUGGCCAAGCGUGGUGUGGCAGCAGUGCGUCGAAACUUUAAGCUUAUCCUCCUUUCAGAGUAUUUUGACUAUUCUAUGGUUCUGCUCCGCCACGCUCUCUGCUGGCCCCUGGAUGCUGUGGUUUCUUUUAGCCUAAAUGCCAGACAGCAGGUGUCAAGUGUAAGGUCUGGAUGGGUGGGUAAGGCUGCACUUCCAGCCCCCUUGGCUUUAACAGAUGAGCAAAGACUAAAAUUACGAGAAUGGAAUUCUCUAGACUGGUACCUUUACCAAGCUCUCAACCUCACUUUCUGGGAGGAAAUAGAUCGCUUCGGACGUAGCCGAAUGGAGGCUGAGGUAGCCUUGCUGAGGACCAGACGGGAAGUUCUCGCUCGUGCUUGUUUACGUGACGGUGGCCGGCCUGUAGAAGCCAGUCGCAUCCGGGACAAGACCAUUCGUCCCUUCCAGAGUGGAUUAGUGAAGAUCCUAGGUUACGAGCUGCAGCCCGGACUAGACAACGCCACGUGGGAAGCUUGCCUGCGUAUGAUCCGGCCUGAGAUUCAGUACAAAGACUUAUUAGAUCUACGCCAGUUCCCACGAGCCCAACAACCCCCAGGGCCAGACACUGUUGCUGGAGGAAUUCAAGUACUUAGGGAGUCCUUAAUACUCAGGACUGAAGACCAAGCGGGAAAGAGAUUGGUCGAAAAAGACUGGGAUGGGACAGUAAUGCUUCGAAAUCAUUCUUUAGAACAUGCUGAUUCGAGAGUAAGGCUUAGAUAGUGAGCUUGUAACACCGUUUUUGCCUCAAAGUCAGAAUGAGUUCUGACCCUUAUUUGGCUCCAUUGGGCCUCUGUGCUGCACUACAAAAGGUGAACGGAUGUCCAAGACUUAAGCUUUAGGUGUGCUUCAUUUUUUCACCUGCCGUUACGUCUCGUGUAUGGUUGAGCGUUGUUGAACGUUUCAAAAUAUGCUCCACUGGACGCGUUUGAUGCAUGUGGACAAGGACUGCUUUGUUGUACUCCAUCUGACCUGCAGAAGACCGCACGCUCUGCUGCUAAUGAUAUUUGAACGAGACGUAGCGGCAAAGGGAAAACCAAAGCAUGCUUUUGGCUUUACAACACACCGAUUUGCCACCGACUCUUCCUCGUCUUGUUCUUCUACAUUCUGUUUUAUACAGUGCAAGGUUUUGCAGUGAAGAAGAGUGUAUAUGGGUACAAUAAAGCUACUGGAGGAAAAAAAUGGUACACAGAUGCCUGACAGUGGCCAACAGAUAUGGCUCCAUAUUUAUGUGAGGUUGAUGUUGUGCAUGAGUAAAGUGAGAAAAUUCUCUCAUGAUUUUUCUUGCACAAACCUAAACUGAGUCUCAUAAAAAAAUGCUAAUUUACAAGAAAACAUAUCAGAUGCACUUAUAGGGUUUUGCAACUGAGCUCUUCAAUUAGAAAUGCAACCGAAUUUGAAGACACACACAUUUACUCCAUGAAAAAUGCAAUAAAAGUGUGCACCAGAGUGGUCAGAAUUUAUAUGGGUACAUGUUUAAGAGGGAUCCUAAUAGUGUUUGUUUCAAGAAAGACAUGGCUAACUUUUCUUUACACACCACACAUUAAGUAAAAAAAGCAGGCACGCUGUAGUCACAUAGCUGCUUUGUGACUCACUGUAAAAAAACUAUCAUGACUCUUCACAUGAGUCUGGUAGAAUGACAUCUCUAGCUUCUAACACUGUGAAAUAAUAAACCAUUCAUGAAAGACAAAUGGGGUUGUACUGUAGCUCCCAAUUGGGGCAAAUGCACUUCUUGUUACAGUAGAUUUACCUCCUUUUAUUUUUGAUGUUUUGAAUAUAACAUCUAGACCAAAUUUUAAUGGAUGGUGAAUGUUCAUUGGUAAGGUAAAUGCUGUCAUAUCUGGACAGACAAAAUGGUUAUUUUGCCUUACAAUUAAUACUUUAGUGAAGCAGUGCUUUAAGAUAAAAGCUCGUUGUAUUUAUUAUGCUUUUGUAUACAUUUCUCUAUGUACUGCAUUUCUACUCCCCAACUAAGCUGUGUUUUUCCUAUUAUGAUGAGUGCUAACGAAAAGUAGUAUAGAUAUUUGACUGGAACGCACUGUGCAAACUGACCAAGUUUGAACAGCCAGCUUUUUGUAUGCAGAUACAGUGCAAGAUGACACCUUACAUUAUAAAUUAAUUUAUUUUACUGUACUAAUUUAAAUGUUAUUGAGAUGAAGAAGACACCCUUGGCGUAUGCUCAUUUUAAUGCACUUAUUCAUGCGUGUCGUUUUAUGUGUAGCUACAAUAUGCAUGUUGAUAAAUAGUAAUCAUUAACUUGUAUAAAUGACACAUUUGGACAUGCAUUGUACCCCAUUCAAUUUUGUUUGUACUAUUAGCAGUAACUAGGUAGUUCUCCGUUUUUGUCAUUAGCUUACACCACUCAUGCUGUUGUUUGUGAUGGGAAUUACUGGGAGAGCUGUUUUUGUGUUUACAAUACUAUUUCAAACCCAAAUUUUGAAAAUAAUAAAAUUAUUUAAAAAAAACUUAAACUUAACACUGGGGCUCCCAGACAGAACACAAAAAGCAAAGAGUAAUUCGAGUUAAGAAAUGUCAAUAUAAUAUAAAACACGCUUCAUUUUCUUCUAGAUGGUACUUUUGGGAAAUUGAUAAGGGGAGACAUGUUGGCUAAUUUACAGUUUUAUUUACAUUUAAAUAUUAAUGCUACUCAUAAACAUUGAUAAAAAAUUAAAUGUAUGCAUUGAUUUCUCUUUCAGCUUGAGGUAUGACAGCUUUUAUUCGCCUUAUUUUGGAGAGCACUCUAUAAUCAGAAUGACUGUGCUGUAUAUUACUUGCAUGUCAUAUAAGUUUAGUGUUUUCAUGACUCUUUAGUUGGAGUACCUUUUAAACACUGGAGUACCACCAAACCAAAGAGUUACUGAUGUGUUUGUGCUUGAAAUUUUUUUUUUUUCAUUAUACAAAUAUUAGCUAGUAAAUUAAUUCAGAUGUCACAAUAAGAAAGUCUGAAGCUUUGCAUAUUUGACACGACCGAUAAAUGAUCACAGACUGGAUGUAUUUGGGCAAGCAAACAAACUCAGAUAAAUGAACUCGAAUAAAGAACCUCUAACAUGAACUAUUAGAAUAUUGAUGUAUGGUUAUCAAAGCAAUUCAGAACACAAUGUUUCCUUUCUGUUUUCUCAUUGGCUCAGAUUUUCCAAACCUUUGUAAUCUGCUUAACCAUAUUUAUUGCAUUUUCUCUCUUAGCCUACUUGAUUAUAUGGGGGAAACCUGUGUAAAUAUUUGGGAGUGAUGAACCUUAUUUGGUUACUUGUAUGUUGUAAAAUAAAACUUUUUCAGUGAUUGCAAA